AUGAGGAAGUCUGGAAGGGUGCUGGUGCUCCUGAUUCUGGCAGUUCUGUCCUUCCUUCUGAUCCACUUCCUACCCUGCAGCAACAACACCCCCACGAAAGGAAAACCUUCUCCAGUCCACAUCCUCCUUCUCUCCUCCUGGCGGUCAGGAUCUUCCUUCACUGGACAAAUCUUCAGCCAGCACCCCAGCGUCUUCUACCUGAUGGAGCCCGCAUGGCACGUGUGGGUUAAGAUGUACCAGAACAGCGCUGAAGUUCUACACAUGGCUGUGCGGGACCUGGUCAGGUCGGUCUUUCUGUGCGACAUGUCUGUGUUUGAUGCUUACAUGUCUAGCCAGAAGAAAAAGUCUGAUCUGUUCAAGUGGGAGGCAAGCCGAGCCUUGUGCUCCCCCCCUGCCUGUGACUUAUUCAGUCGCAGCGACAUCAUCACUGCAGGCAAUUGCCGAACGAUCUGUGGCAAGUACCCGUUCAGCAAGGUGGAGGAAGCUUGUAAAACCUACAGCCACGUUGCCAUCAAGGAGGUUCGGUUCUUUGACCUGAAAGUUCUCUACCCCCUUCUCACUGACCCAUCCCUGAACCUCAAAAUCAUUCACUUGGUCCGUGAUCCUCGGGCUGUGUUCAGCUCCCGAGAGAAUACAGUGGCAGACCUGGAACGUGACAGUAACAUUGUCCUGAGGUCCCAGAGGACAAAGGGAGAAAUGGGGCCCUACAACACGAUGCAAGUAAUCUGCAAAAGCCAGGUUGACAUUUACAAGGCGGGCAGUCAGGCCAUUGCCAGCUUCCUGAAGGACCGCUACCUGCUGGUUCGCUAUGAAGACAUUGUCAGAGACCCGCUGGCAAAGGCUGCUCAGAUGUACAGGUUUGCAGAACUCCAUUUCACACCAGAACUUCAGAAGUGGGUGCACAACAUAACCCGUGGGAAGGGGCGAGGAGCACAGGCGUUCGAUAUUGGGUCCAGAGACGCGCUGGAAGUCUCCCAGGCCUGGAGGAAGACCCUUCCCUUCCAGAAAAUAGAAAAAGUGCAAAAUGUGUGCAAGGAUGCAAUGGACUUGCUGGGCUACCGGCUCAUUCAGUCCGAAGAAGAGCAAAAAAAUAUGUCGCUGGAUGUUUUAUUUGCCCAGAAUUCCUCUGAGCAACCAAUUCUGAAGGCAGAAGAGCUGCUCUCUACACUUACUCUCUGA
This is a messenger RNA of Pterocles gutturalis (yellow-throated sandgrouse), 1179 nucleotides long. RefSeq names its product carbohydrate (N-acetylglucosamine 6-O) sulfotransferase 4 (gene CHST4). NCBI's taxonomy places the organism in Eukaryota, Metazoa, Chordata, Aves, Pterocliformes, Pteroclidae. The coding region runs from base 1 to 1179 and encodes 392 amino acids. Gene Ontology annotation, molecular function: N-acetylglucosamine 6-O-sulfotransferase activity. The transcript has a single exon. The record is from RefSeq and is a predicted model, not a curated record. Gene Ontology annotation, biological process: carbohydrate metabolic process; keratan sulfate proteoglycan biosynthetic process; N-acetylglucosamine metabolic process. Gene Ontology annotation, cellular component: Golgi membrane.